AUGGAGAACCAAACAGCCUCGACCAAGGCCGGCUACGCUAAGCUUCUCGACUCUGCAAAGGAGGCGCUGAACAACGGUUUCGAUUAUAUCUGGAUCGAUACUUGCUGCAUAGAUAAAACGAGCAGCGCCGAACUCUCAGAGGCCAUCAACGCAAUGUUCCGCUGGUACAAGGAGGCUGUGGUGUGCUACGCCUUCCUGGCUGAUGUGCCGAGCGAUACGACCUUUGAUGCUGGCUCACCGUUUGCGAACAGCAAGUGGUUUACGCGAGGCUGGACGCUCCAGGAGCUACUAGCGCCUGACCACUUGGAGUUCUACUCGACAGAUUGGUCUCGGCACGGUAGCAAGUCGCAGCUAGGCGAGGUCAUCAGCAGUAUCACCGGCAUCGACGGGGAGUACCUGAAAGGCCGACCACUUUUUGAAGCAUCGAUCGCAGCGCUUGCGCUGGUCAUCACCAUUGUAGCCGCCGUACUGUCUUACCUCCAGCUUUCCCGACAAGCGCCCCCAAUCGAACCGAAGCCUCGGCGAGAGAGGAAGAGCAUUGUUGUCCGGAUACAAGAAAUACCGAUAGAAAAGUCCAAAGAAGGCCUGCAAAAUGACUUGAUGUCAUUGGCUUCGAAGGACCCCGAGCUGGAGACCACGGUGAAGGGCGUAGAACGGUUGACGUUCGCCCGAGUCAAUAAACAUGACGCGCGUGCGACGGCAAUUUUCCCGACAACUUUGCCACAGUCGGAGUUGCUGAGGAGGCUGAAAGAAGCCAGCUACGAGUCAAGCAUGUCAUACGAGUUUGAUUGCGAUUUCUACGGCAUUACGCCGCUCACGGAUGCUGAUGGUGACAAUGCUGUCGAUAUUAUUGCGGUACCAGGUCUUGCGAGCCACCCGAUUGGGACGUGGAGGUCUUCGAAACCGGGUAACAACAACGUCUGGCUGAGAGACUUUCUCCCUCGGGACAUUCCCGACGCUAGGAUCCUGCUCUACGGUUACGACACCAAGCUUUUGCGCAGUAAUUCACGACAGAACAUCGAAGAAUUGAGUGAAGGGUUGCUGGACCUAAUUUCGGCUGUCCGAAGAGACCAAGAAUCCAAACGCCGACCCAUUAUCUUCAUAGGACACAGCCUUGGGGGUCUCUUGGUGAAAGAGUGUCUCUUGCGAGCCAUGAAGCAAAAAGACUUCGAGCCGUAUCACGCCAUCUUCCAAGCCUGCUGUGGCUUACUUCUCUUCGGUGUCCCUAGCCACGGCCUCAACAACAGAGCGCUGCUCAGUAUCGUGGAAGACCAACCUAACGUGUCUCUGAUUCGAGAUCUCAUUCUUGACGACCAUCUAGAGCCGUCAGCUUUUCUCAAGCGGAUCUCAACAGACUUCUCAGAGAGAUGGGGUAGCCACUGCCCAGUCGUUUGUUUCUACGAGACUCGACUUACAUCCACGGUACAGAUGUCAUCCGAUGGGACUUUGAAAAAAGCCGGCCCCGGCGUUUCUAUGGUCACGAGUCACUCCGCAACAAGUGCUGUAGGGGAAGCCGGAGAGCCAGCUGUAUCAUUCGACGUCGAUCAUUCUGGGCUUGUUAAGUUUGAUUCCAGGAGUCACGAUCUCUAUGAUCGUGUUCUGAACAGACUCGUACGAGUAGUCGACUCCGCAAAAGAUCGCUUGAGUCAGCGACAUCUUGAUACUCUUUCACCCGACGAUCAGAGACAAUGGAACAACCUGAACGAUCCUCCAUAUUCUGCUUUUCGUAAUUCAGCCAAGCUCCCGAAGCCGGAAGAGGGGACACUGGAGUGGCUGGUACGCGAGGAAAACGACACCAUAGACCAUGACAAAGAUACCAAUGCGGACAACGUCCCCAAUAAUCAGCGUGAGAAGGUCUUGCAUUCAGACACUUUCCUUUCGUGGAGAGACGCACCAAAAUCAAGCUCGCUUCUGGUUACGGCACCCCCAGGUUCCGGCAAAUCGGUUUUGUCCAACUUUGUACUGCAACACCUCAAUGCAAAAUCGUCUCAGGAUACCAAAGUUAUAUAUUACUUCUGCAGUAUCAGAGGUGACGAGGUCGCACCUAGUGCAAGAUCUGUUCUGCGAUCUCUCAUCCUUCAGCUUUGUGAAGCACAGACGACAUUGUUCCGACUGCUACCUUCAGACUGGGCAGCGGACAAGGACAAAUUUCAAUCUGCUGUAUUUUCAAAACUACUGCAGGUCUUUGAGAAGCUGCUGUUCAGUGGCAAACACCGCCAGAUCUAUUGCGUCAUCGACGGACUUGACGUUUAUGAGGAUCCUAAUAUGAUCGAGCUUGUGGACAAGUUAAGGCAGAUGUGGGUAUCCGGUGCGGCAAGUAGGCUUCGCUGUGACCAAAAGGACAUCACAACCUUCAUCGAGAAACGAGUUUUGCGGCUUGCCUCAGCUUUCACGGAAGAGACCAAAGAGUCUAUCAAAUCCCAGCUGCUUUUAAGAUCUGAGCAAUCAUUCUUGUGGCUCGAUGUAGUAGUCCGAAGACUUGCGAAUCUGGAGCUUCCGACGCCGAUCGAGGUCGCGCAUGAAAUUGACCAAAGCUCUCAAGACUUAUAUGAGUUGUACGAGGAGUUGAUCAAUCAAGCUACAAGGAAAACUAGCAAAGCCGCUCGUAUGUUGGCCAUGGUUGCCUAUUCAAAGCAACCGCUUGGGUGCCAAGAACUCCAACACGCUAUGGCUGUUGAUGGGAUUGCUAUUCCUGAUCAGGCAACCUACAAGGAGCUUGUCAGGAACAUGCCUUUGCUCGACUCGAGAACUAUCACACAAGUGUUAGGCACACUAUUGGACGUGGUCGAGGGCAAGGUCUUCGUCCUUCAUCAAUCUCUCAAAGACUUUUUGCAGCAAAACGAAGAGGUCUUGUCUAUGCCCCUCAAAAUUAGCCCAAAGGUCUUCCCAGCAUAUACCCUCAUGAAGUAUCUGUGUCUUGAUCACGAGGACAGACUGCUAGACAAGGACUACCCACUCUUUCACUACGCCGACUUGAAUUGGCACGUCCACUUGGAUUCAGAGAACGACGUAUAUGAUCACGAGCCACUCCAAGAACUGUUGAAAUGCCUUCUUUCUCCUAGUCCAGGUACCAGCUAUUCGACGAAGAAGCGUGAUUUGUUCUCAAAAAUACCAAGUUUCUUGGACAUCCCCAGAAGAGCCGAUAGUAUUGCAACAAGGGCCGACAUCGGCUGGCUUGCGAAAAUCAUACUGGACGGCCAGUUGGAAGGCCUAACAGGGCGCUUCGAGGUCGAUGACAUCCUUACUUCUAUGUGGUCAUAUAGAACGUGUGUUGCGGAAGUCAUUCUAGCUCAUGGCGGAAGGAAACAGUUUCCGGUCUCCCAAAGGACAGCAGAAGUCAUGUGCCGUCACUUUGCAUAUGUCCCGCACGUGAUGAAACUUCUGGAUCAGCGUCGCGAUGAAAUCGAGAUCACUUGGCAGAUGAUUUCAAGUGCUGCUACUCGCAUGCAAGCAAAAGACGCCGGGGCGAUGAUCCUGCCACUGUUGGAGGGGCGAGAACCCAAGUUCGAAAUAACGCCAAAAGUCCUGAUUACAGUUGCUGCAUACACCCCUAGGAACACACUGGAGACAGUCUUCAAGCUAUCGAAUGGCAGAGUCAGGAUCACAUCUCAACUUAUCAGAGACCUCAUGGGCCUCGAUGACGGUUUCCCCGUAUACCGGGACCUUCAAGUGGAGAACGUGAAAUUCCUAUGGAACAGAUCAGAUGAGAAGAUCAAAGUCACGGAGGAUAUGCUUGCUGCCGCGACUCGUAUGAGCUCAAAUACAGAACUUCUGAAGUUUCUCUUCGACGAAGCAGACGAGGAUGUUCACGUCACCCACAAUCUGAUUAUGGGUGCAAUGAGGAACUAUCGAGCAAUCGCGAGCUUCGAGGGGCCUUUAGACCGCGCUACUGCAGGAGAAGUCCGUGACCGGCCGAAUCGCGUUUGA
Colletotrichum karsti is the source of this 3927-nucleotide messenger RNA. RefSeq lists its product as uncharacterized. The coding region runs from base 1 to 3927 and encodes 1308 amino acids. The record is from RefSeq and is a predicted model, not a curated record. The transcript is spliced from 9 exons. NCBI's taxonomy places the organism in Eukaryota, Fungi, Ascomycota, Sordariomycetes, Glomerellales, Glomerellaceae.